AUUUCCUAUGACUACCGUCGGCUCUCAAAAUGCUCUGAAAUUCUUGGUUGUGUUGAAGCCGGAAAUUGUGGCACAUCGAGUUUUGGCGCAGGUCGCUCUAUCAGAACUCCGUAGCAAUGGAAUCGAAAUCGAAGAAAUGCGACAGAUGAAGAUCUCGGGAUCCCUUGCCAAACAGCUUUACGCCCAACACCAAGGGAAAUUCUUCUAUGAUCGUUUGGUCAGACACAUUUCGAGUGGACCCGUAAUUGCGAUGAGAGUAUCCGGAAAUGCCAGGAAAUGCAUAGGAUCUAGUCGUUUAUGGCCGAGGUUGGAGCCGACUGUUCAACCGAUUCGUCAGCGAUUUGCUUUAUCGGAUGUUCGGAAUGUUGCGCAUGCUAGUGAUGAAGAUGCUGCGGAGAAGGAGUUGCAGCUUUUUGAAUUGAUCUAAUAUUUGACCGGGGAAUUGUAAAAAUUGUUUUUAGACCAGUAAAAUGAUUUUCCCAA
Messenger RNA from Caenorhabditis elegans, 483 nucleotides. It is a transcript of the gene Y48G8AL.15, whose product is annotated as nucleoside-diphosphate kinase. The transcript has 2 exons. Bases 8 to 427 code for a protein of 139 amino acids. Gene Ontology annotation, molecular function: nucleoside diphosphate kinase activity. Lineage: Eukaryota; Metazoa; Nematoda; Chromadorea; Rhabditida; Rhabditidae. The record is from RefSeq and is marked reviewed.